AUGCGUCAAUUUUUUUUCGACUUUAUUACGGCAGGCCCCUCCGUCUGCUUGGGCACUGCCACCCCGAGCCGGCAACCAGAAUGUCGCAUGCAGCACCAGCAGAAACGCCAAUUCACACAGUCUCGGCAAUUGACAGACAGCCUCUCGGUGGUGGAUCACCCGGCCAAGCUUGUCCGAGUGAACCAAAAGCAUGGGCCUGGACUGAUUAUUCUCGGCUCUUCUUAUACAGCUCUAAUUCCAAUUAUUUCAUUCGGACUGGGCUGUUGGCAGGUCCAUCGAUUGGACAGAAAAACCCAGCUCAUUGCCAAAUUUGAGGACCGUCUUGUCCGACCUCCACUGCCGUUGCCUCCGCGCGUCGACCCUGAUGCUAUAUCUGAAUUCGAUUACCGCCGCGUUUACGCCACUGGUCACUACAAUCAUGACAAGGAGAUGCUGGUUGGACCUCGUAUGCAUGACGGUGAAGACGGUUUCCUUGUCGUUACGCCCCUCGAGCGUGGAGAUGACCAAAGCACUGUGCUAGUCAACCGCGGUUGGAUCUCUAAGAAGCAAAUGGCCCAGAAGGACCGGCCGCAUGGGCUGCCAAAGGGGGAAGUUACUGUGGAGGGACUACUACGUGAGCCCUGGAAGAAGAACAUGUUUACGCCGGAGAAUAAGCCCGCGGAAGGGAAGUUUUACUUCCCUGAUAUUGUGGAGAUGGCUGAAUUGGCCGGGAGCCAGCCCGUGUGGAUUGAGCAGACUAUGAUGCCCGAUCUGCUCCAAUAUUUGGAUUACACGGCGAAAGGUAAACCCAUUGGACGCGCAGCCGAAGUUAACCUGCGAAACAACCAUGCUCAAUACAUCUUCACAUGGUUCGGUCUCUCAUUUGCUACAUCUGUGAUGAUGUGGAUGCUUCUGCGGAAGAAGCCCAAUGAGGCUCUGCGUCGUGUUCGCCAGAACCGUAACUGGUGA
Molecule: messenger RNA, 948 nt
Organism: Penicillium cosmopolitanum
Lineage: Eukaryota; Fungi; Ascomycota; Eurotiomycetes; Eurotiales; Aspergillaceae
Product: cytochrome oxidase assembly protein SHY1
Exons: 5
Coding region: 1-948 (315 amino acids)
Biological process (GO): mitochondrial respiratory chain complex IV assembly
Cellular component (GO): mitochondrion; membrane
Source: RefSeq, a predicted model, not a curated record